This is a messenger RNA of Ceratosolen solmsi marchali, 4008 nucleotides long. It is a transcript of the gene FANCI, whose product is annotated as Fanconi anemia complementation group I. NCBI's taxonomy places the organism in Eukaryota, Metazoa, Arthropoda, Insecta, Hymenoptera, Agaonidae. The transcript has 20 exons. The record is from RefSeq and is a predicted model, not a curated record. The coding region runs from base 1 to 3978 and encodes 1325 amino acids. Gene Ontology annotation, molecular function: DNA polymerase binding. Gene Ontology annotation, biological process: DNA repair.
AUGUAUUUACAAUAUAAAAAUUUAUUGAAUAACAAUAGUCAGUCAAAAUUUCAAAAAUUCGUUAAAGAUGCAGAAAUAGAAGAGCUCUGCAAUAUGGUGUUGAAAGUGAUUAAUACUUCAGAAGUACUAACAAUGUUGGACAAUAUUUUACAAGGUUUUUCUGAACUAGACAGAUAUCACGAUAAAAGACAAAAAUUAGUUAAAAAAAUAUUUGAUGCAACUUGUAAAGCCAAUGUCAAUAGCAAACAUGUUGAUGCUAUUGUUAGUAAAAUAGCAGCUAAUUUUUCUAUGUUCGAUAAAGCGCAUCUUGUUAAUUUAGUAGAUUAUUUUAUUGAGAGAAUUAGAAAUAAUGAUGAUAGUUUUAUGAGUUGGAAGGAUCUAUUACCAUUAUUAUUGGAAAAAAUUGAAGAAGAAAAAUUUAUAAAUUACAGAGGAAGUGACGUAUCUGGUCAGGAAUACAAAAUUAUUAUUAUUCGUUCAAUAUGUGAUAUUGAUUGGGAUAUUAAAAUUUUAUCAUCGAUUGCCAAAAUGUUUGUAGAAUUAAUUAUAGAUAUAAAAGAUAAAGCCAUUUGGGAGUUGAUAAUGAAAGCUUUAACAAGUAAAUUAAUGACCAUAGAUUUUAAUGAAUUACCUCCUUUAGUUCAUCAAAUAUUGAAACUUGGGUAUAACGGUAAUAGUAUUUUAUUAUUUUCUACAUUAUCUAAAUACUUUGCAAAAGAAUAUGCUUCCUUGUCUAACAAUGCUGAUUCUGAUGAUACUUCCAAUUCAAUAAUUUCUAGUAAGAAUAUUUGUAAAGAGUUACAAGAAGUCGAAAGCACAGUACUUUAUUACAUUCACCAAUCCGUUUUGGACAAUACGAAAGGUUCACUGGAAUAUAUACGAUGUCUCAAAUCUAUUAUUAAUGCACCAGAAUAUGUUUUAGAUACUUUUGUAAUAUCGAUAUUAUUAUUAAUAUCUGAUUUGUAUGAAGAUCAAACAUUACAAAUUUUGAAAUUGGCUUUUUUACGACAAAUCCAGGAUGAGGAGAAUGGUAAUCACAGUGCUUGGCUCAGACAAAUUUCUUCUAAUAAAUCAUGUGCUUUAGAAACAAUUAAUAAGGUUAUUGAAAACAGUAAUAAAGAUCGUCAAUUAAUCCUGAAAGGUAUGGUGGACUUUGCUUUUAUUUUAUUAAGCACUGAAAGAAAAGUGGUCGUUGUCAAUUACUUACCUUGGUCAUAUGGUAAUAAAAUACUCCAAAAAAUAGCUAGAAAAAGACAUGAUGCUGCUGGUACAAUUCUUGAACUUUUAGUGGAUAAAAUAGUUCGAUCAGGUUCCAAUACCUUUCAAUAUACAGAUUGCUUGGCUUAUAUGUGCCGAAGAUUAACAAUGACAAUCCUAGAUCACCAAAUCUGGAUAAUGAUUCUUUUGGAUCAAUUACUGGUGAUACCGGGUAGUACAGCAUCUCAAAUUCUCAAAGCCAUAUUACCAUUGAUGCGAAUAUCGAGUACAAUUCGAGACAAUCUUAUUAUGAUAUUACGCAAAGCACUUUACCGGAAAGGUAUACAUACUCGGCAGAUGGCUGUAUUUGGAUUCUUGCAACUCUUGAAAAAUCUUAAACUGAGUACCCUUACUACUCUUAGUCAGUCUGAUUCUCUAUCAUCUUCGAAUGUAGCAUCUUCGUCGUCAUUCUUUACACAGGCUACUUUAGAAAGGUCAUCGCAAAGAUCAAACCCAUGGCAUAAUACUAGUUUAUGUCGUGAAAUUCUAGCUAUACUAAGUAAAUGUUUUACUCAUGAAAUUGAAGUACGCUCUCAUUUAUAUAAAGAGCUAUAUUACGGUGUUGUAAAAAAUCAAGAAUUGACGGAAUAUGUAAUAGAGAUGUUACUGGAGCAUUUUUUCCAAUAUUACGAAAAAGAUGAAAAGAUCGUACCACCAUUAUACUUUGAGAAAUGCAGCUCCGAUCAAGGCCUUAAUGUAAUUUAUCAGGAGCCAUUGCCAGAUUUAAUAUGUGCUUUACAAAAAAUUUAUCUUAAAGUAGCUUUAAAAGACUCAUCAAAGAUCGACCAAUUGGCGGAAAUACUUGAAUCACUUUGUAAAAGAAUGGCUCAAACGGAUGUAGAACAUAUGAGUAUUGAUGAGGACAUCGAUAUACUCGAUAACAGUUCCAAAGCACAACAGAAAUUAUUGAAUAUUAAGAUAGCAAUUUCAGUAUAUGAGACUUUAAUAGCUUAUAAGAUUGCUUCCUGGUCCUUAAAUAGUUUAGAAGUUGGUCAGAGUAUUAUUAGUCUUUUUAAGGGUUACACUAGGCUCACCGAAUAUCUGAAAAAUCUUAGUAAAUCAAGGAAGGGCGGUGGAAAAGGUAAAAAGGAUAAAAGUAAAGAUGGUAACGAUACCACCAUUAAGAAAUCCGGACGUAUGAACACUAUAAAGUUACCAAACACAGUUAUGAGCUUCGAAACAAUAUCAAAAAGUAUAGUUCUGCUGUAUAAUCAAUCAAAUUCUUGGGCAACAUCAGAACAGACAAGCGAUGUGAGAGGCCGCAUGGAAUUUCAUAUUUACAUUUUGCAAACGUGUCUACAAUUGUUGCAAAAUGUAGAAAAAUUAAAAGACCAAGAAUUACAAAACUGUUUAGAGCUAAAUAAACGGCAUUUCCUUCUUAUUGGAGAAACAUUAUACAAAUAUAUGAUUUCUGAUUUAAAAUCAGUAAGUUCAUUUCACGAACUUAUUGCCACCUUGGGAACAGAGUGUUUUAAAGAAUUGUGCAAUAUUAUGUGCACAUAUAAUGCAGAUGCGUUACCAGCUUUCAUUGAAGCAAUUUGUGGUGUCAAUGUUUCUCGAGGUCUUUCAAGUCAACUGCAAGAAUUUAUUUUAUUAUUCAAAGAUAUUUUUAUACUAAGCCUCGAUGAAGAAAUCGCUGGAAAUAUAGAAACACAAAAUAUUCCACUGUAUUUAAUAGAAACAAUUUUCAAAUUCGUAGAAAAAAUAACUUUCAAUGAAAUAAAAGUUAAUGAGAGUUUCAAUUGGCUCAAUAAUAUAGCCGAAAAUCAAAAACAAAUUGAUGUUCAAGUAGCUUCAUUGAUUGUACAACUAAUGAUUUUGGUAGAUGAACAAAAUAUUGAAUACAGUGAAACUAUUCAAGAUCUUUGCGCCGAGCUUUUUCCAAUCUUAGGAAGAAUCGAUAAGAUUGAAGUUAGUGCAACAAGAAAAUUCCAAAUUAUUAAUGAGGCAAAUGUUUACCCAAUUUUUAUUAUUAUAAACAAAGUACUUUCAUCCAAACUACAAAAUAUUAAUUGGUUAUUGUGUAGGCUAAAUGCCGAAUAUAUUGCAAUAAAUAGUCUCCAAUUGGACAGUGAAUUUAAACAAAAGCUAAUAAAAAGUAAAGAACAAGCUUUAUGCCGACAAUUUACAUUCAUUCUUGGUAUAUUUGAGAUACUGACCAAUAUAAAAAUUGCUCCUGGACAAGCUUCAGAAAUUCUUUUUAAAAAUUUACAAAAAGUUUAUAACUUUGCUUGUUCUUUAGCAAAAUAUUUUAGGAAAAAGUCGAGUGCGACAAAUCCAGCUUUUCAAUCAGUCAAAUUUAUACCAGUAAUUCAAGGAGCGGGAAAUGCUUUGAAAGAAUCUAUAACUGAAUUAAUUUUGCACAUCGAGUCAACUCAAAGUAGUGGGAAAUCAAAUGACGUCUACGUUCAACGUAAUAAAAUUUUAAAAGAAGUAAUGGUGAUACCUGGUGUUGUACAGGCUAUAGACAUGUUUGAUAAAGAAAUUGCAUUAUUAACAAAGAAAACUGGAAUAGAUUUGAUGAAAUAUAUUAAAUAUGACGUUAUCAGAGACUUUAGAAUACAAAAUACUCAGUUGAUGGAGAAUUUAGAGAAAAUGAACGUUAGCCUUGUAAUAACUCAAUCUGCUAGAGAUAAUAAAAGCAACGAUGUCGGGAGUGAGAGUAGUGACGAUCAAACUGAAACCAAAGCAACCCCUGUUAAAAGACAACGCACUAAAUAAAUAAAAAUAACAAUUUAAUAGAUAAUGAAU